UUGAAUUGGACGAGUUUCCUGAAAUGCAAACUACGCCAUAAUGUGUGUGGAUAAACAUUUGUUCUUUAUUCUUAUUUGAAGUCUUUGCCCCCUUGCCCUGCCCGGGGCAUUUGGUUUGAGGAAUGUUGCUGCUACUCGGUGCCUUGUGUCUAUGCCUUCCCUGGGUCGGUUCGGAGACACACUCACUGCAAUAUUACUACACCUCGAUGAUCGGGAGUGUGGACCUUCCUGAGUUUGUGCACAUCGGAGUGUUGGAUGGCGUUCAGAUAACCUACUUUGACAACAAUACCGAGAAGGACAUUGCACGCCAGCCAUGGAUGGAGAGAGCCCUGGGAAGUGACUACUGGGACAAGGAGACCCAGAGAUUGAUCAAUCGACACAAGUUGUACAUGGCCAAUGUCCAGAUUGUAAUGCAACGAUCUAACCACAAGAUGGAGGUGAACUACCUGCAGUACACGUCGGGCUGCAGCAUCACGGACAACGGGAUAGUGAGCGGGGUGCGCCAGUACGCCUUCAACGGCAAGGACCUGAUCAGCUUUGACUUCGAGCAAUCCAUCUGGGUGACCGCCUCGCCCUUGGCCUUGAGCACGCGGGACAAGUGGAACAGCGACACAGCCAACAACAUCUACAAGAAGCAUUACACCGAUACGAUCUGCGUGGAAUGGUUGAAGAAAUACCUCAAGUAUGGAGAAUCCAUGUUAUCCCGCAAAGCUGUUCCAGAUGUGUGGGUCUACUCCAGGAGGUCUCCCGAUGGUCAGAAACUGGCUCUCCAUUGCCUGGCCACUGGCUUUUUCCCGCAGAACAUCAACAUGAGUUGGUUCAGGGAUGGGCAGCCUGUCCCCGCCAACCAAAACUCUGGCGUUCUACCCAACCACGACGGCACCUAUCAGAUGAGGGUAACUCUGCUGAUGGAGCCUGCAGAGAGACGGGAGCACGUCUGCCGCGUGUGGCACAGCAGCAGGACCAAAGGAAUGGACGUUGUCUGGGAACAAGGUGGCCGUGUUCCCAAAUGGCUAGUGAUCCCGGCUAUCCUGCUGCUUCUGUGCACACUGGGGGCUGUUUUCUACUUGUGGAAGAAUGGUUCGGGAAUGGUGAAAGGCUGCUGCGGUUUUGGCAAGGGAACCAGUGAGACUAACUCUUCCACAUCAGGUUCCAUCAGCGGUCAGUCUUUGCAGAAGGAUAUAACAACAGGAGGAGUUGACAGGAACGAGAAAGAGAAAAUGCUUCCCAAGUCAGACUCCCCAAUCAUGGUCUGACUGCCCAGUCUGAAGAAGGCUCUCGACCCCGAAACGUCACCCAUUCCUUCUCUCCAGAGAUGCUGCCUGUCCCGCUGAGUUACUCCAGCAUUUUGUGUCUAUCCCCAAUCAUGGCUCCUGCUCGAGUGGACUGGUGCCCUCUUAUUGGAAUGGAUGUUUCUUUAGACUCUAGAGAUACAGUGUGGAAACAGACCCCUCAGCCCACUGAGUCCAUGCCAACCAGCGAUCACCCUGUACACUAGCACUAUCCUAAGUAAGUAAGUUUAUUGACCA
Amblyraja radiata (thorny skate) is the source of this 1529-nucleotide messenger RNA. RefSeq names its product class I histocompatibility antigen, F10 alpha chain-like. Gene Ontology annotation, biological process: immune response. NCBI's taxonomy places the organism in Eukaryota, Metazoa, Chordata, Chondrichthyes, Rajiformes, Rajidae. The record is from RefSeq and is a predicted model, not a curated record. The transcript is spliced from 7 exons. Bases 123 to 1256 code for a protein of 377 amino acids. Gene Ontology annotation, cellular component: external side of plasma membrane.